AUGGCGGCCUGCGCUUGCUCCAGCUCCGCAGCCGUUUUCCAGAUCCCAACCUUCUGGCAACCGAGCCAGCUCCGGCCCUCAACCCAGUCCCCAGGGCCGACGGGAUGUAUUCUCUCGACGCCAUUCAACCAAUCCUUUGAUACCUUUGCCCAAGAGUCGGAUCAUUGGACAGAUUCAGAACUGUCCUUUGCCAAUACCGACUGGAACUUUCUAUCUCUUCAAAAUGCACCCUAUCCUGCGGCCUUUGACGGGUUCGAUAUGUCUGUCAACGACCCAGGUUACGGGGUGGCUUCGGCCUACCCUUCCCUUUCGGACUCGGGAUCCAUUGAGUCUUUGGCUCUGCCUACUUCCUCCCUCAUUACUAGUUCGGCGAAUUCUCAAGACGGGCAUUCGCAUGCUUCUCCUGCUUCUCAGGUUGUGGGCUCCGUUGCAACAUCUCAGUCCAGUCCUGCUACAUCGCAGGCUGACAACGUCCUGGGUCGUGUUGAGUCGUCUCGCGUGGAAAAACGCAGACUCAAUACACUUGCGGCUCGGAGAUGUCGGCAGCGGCGCGUUGAUCAAACUAAGAAUCUUGAGAUCGAGCUGGAACUUAUGAGGAAGGAACGUGAUGAGCUGAGACUCAAGGUCUCGAAGCUAGAGGGGGAAACGUCAGCUUUGAAAGGGCUGCUUGCUCGACAGACUAAAUGA
Penicillium pulvis is the source of this 687-nucleotide messenger RNA. Its product is annotated as bZIP transcription factor JlbA/IDI-4. Gene Ontology annotation, biological process: regulation of transcription by RNA polymerase II. The transcript is spliced from 3 exons. The record is from RefSeq and is a predicted model, not a curated record. Lineage: Eukaryota; Fungi; Ascomycota; Eurotiomycetes; Eurotiales; Aspergillaceae. Bases 1 to 687 code for a protein of 228 amino acids. Gene Ontology annotation, molecular function: RNA polymerase II cis-regulatory region sequence-specific DNA binding; DNA-binding transcription factor activity, RNA polymerase II-specific. Gene Ontology annotation, cellular component: nucleus.